GCAAGCUGACACAGGGGCCCUGAAGGAAAACCCACGGGAGAAGAGGGAUCAGCUGUACCAGAAUUUAGGCCACAAGUGGAAGACAUCUGUCAGACCUUUGCAUGCGCGAGAGCCUACAGUUCUGCCUCAGGAGAGCCGGGGGAGGUCUGGGACAUUACCUAGUGAUUACCGAUACUCUCAGGAAAACGUGAAUGAGAAGAGCAAGGAUUGCAGCCUGCCUCAUCUCCCCUGCUCUGAGCCACAGGCCUUGAACGAGAACUACUGUCUGUCCCGGGGCAAAGGAGAGGAAAACCAUAGGGUAGAGCCAGCGCUGCUGAACAAGAAGCGUGGACCUGCUCCUCAGAGGCCGCCGCCACCUAAAAGAGAUAAAUACAGGCGACCAGAUAAUUCUGCGCCAUCGCUCGUCACUUCUUCUGAAUCUCUGCUGGUAGUGCCCAGCCGUCCCUUUCCAUCCUCGUCCCCAAGCUCUGCUGAAGUAUUUGCCGGUCCCUCCUCUCUCUGUCAGAGUCCUGCAGCUUCCAAUGGAAAACUGAAGAGUGCUAAUCCACAGCAGCUCCAGCAAGCAUCAUCCACGGAGAAUGUUUGUCAGCACUUAGAAGAAAAAACAACGCACCUUAGGUCUGAGUCUGUAUUAUCUUCCAAGUAUCGGUAUCUUCAGAAACCUGGCAUGGAGACAUCAAGGUCCCCUUCUCCACAGUUUGCACCACAGAAGCUCACCGAUAAACCUCCUGUGUCCGUACAGGAUGAGAACCCAGCCAGAAUUGAAAGGGUUAUAGACAACAAUACUACGGUGAAAAUGGUUCCCAUCAAGAUAGUUCAUUCUGAGAGCAGUGCAGAGAAGGAGAGUCGGCAAAGUCUUGUCAGUACUAUGGAGCCUCCUGCUUUACCCAGUGGUUUGGAAAAGGACCAAAUUAAAACCCUCAGCACUUCUGAGCAAUCCUAUUCACGAUUCUGUGCUUACACCAGGCAAGGUGUAGAGCCAGAGCCAGAAGCCAGAACCAAACCAGCUGACCCUCAACCAGCUGAAGAACCUGGGAGCAACUUGAAGGACAGCAGUGCUGCCACGCCAGCAGUCAGCUACGUAAAGGCCAAAGAGAAGACCUUUGAAGACUGGAAGUCAGAGGAACUAGCCAGAGAGAUUGUGGGAAGAGAUAAAUCUCUAGCAGACAUACUAGAUCCUAAUGUGAAAAUAAAAACAACAAUGGAUCUGAUGGUUGGAAUAUUCCCUAAAGAUGAACACCUCCUAGAAGAAGCUCAGCAGCGCAGGAAGCUCAUGCCAAAAGUUCCUUCUCCAAAAAUUUCGGAGGAGAAGAAAGAGGAGCAGAGCACACCGUCUGCCAUCUCCCUGACAACCAAUUCUACUUACUACAGCACAUCUGCACCAAAGGCAGAGCUGCUGAUUAAAAUGAAGGACAUGCAGGAGCAGCAGCAACAGCAGCAGAGCGAGGAUGACUCUGAAGAUGAACUGGACCAUGACUUGUCAGAAAAGAAGCAAGAACUUAUUGACAGCAUUAGUAGGAAGCUGCAGGUGCUGAGGGAAGCACGGGAGACACUUCUGGAAGACAUCCAAGCAAACAAUAUACUGGGGGAAGAGGUGGAGGCCAUUGUGAAAGAAGUCUGCAAACAAAAUGAGUUUGACAAAUUCAAGAUGUUCAUCGGCGACCUUGACAAAGUGGUCAACCUCCUGCUGUCACUAUCAGGUCGUCUGGCCCGGGUGGAAAAUGCCCUUAAUAACCUGGAUGAAAAUACCUCUCCGGAAGAACGGCGGACCUUGGUAGAGAAGCAGAAGCUGCUGACUCAGCAACACGAAGAUGCAAAAGAGCUGAAGGAAAACCUGGAUCGUCGAGAGCGCAUUGUCUUUGACAUUUUGGCGAACUACUUGAGCGAGGAGAACUUAGCAGACUAUGAGCACUUUGUAAAAAUGAAGUCGGCCCUCAUCAUUGAGCAGCGAGAGCUUGAAGACAAGAUCAAGCUGGGGGAAGAGCAAUUGAAGUGUCUGACCGAUAGCCUCCAACCUGAACGGCUCAAAUAAGAGGACGGAGUUUGACCAAGGAUGUGAAAAACGGGGAAAGAAGGCAAGGACGGGGAAGUUUCCAAGCAUACCAAUGAGUAUCUUGGCUUGUCUGAGUGUCCAGUAGAGAAACAAGUGCACAAGAGUAAAAUAGCUCUCACAACAGCAAUAAUGCUCUCUUUCAUUUUUUUGGUAUGAUGUAUUUAAAUUUUUAGAACACAUUUUUAUUGCUGGACUCUACAGCUGUUUCUCAUUGCUUAACUUACAGACGGCUCCACAGAAAAGGAUAGACAGUUAACCUUUCUGCUCAGUAAGUUGAAAGUCUGUGGCAGUUGCGCAUGCAAGCAACAAUGGUUUUUAGAAUAGGUUGUAUACUUUCUUUAUGUUCAGAUGCUGUACAGACUGCUGGGAAACCUCACAGCAAUUUAUGAAUACACACAAAUUUAGAAGUUCUAAAUUUAGUGGCUUUUUUUUUUUAAAGACACAUUAAAUAGGGGAAACGUGCAUCUUAUAGCUAAUAUAUUCAGAUUGCUGAAAUGUAGUGUCACUCUGAUCCUGUGGCAUCAGACACUUUUUUGUAAUAUUGUAUGUAGGA
Molecule: messenger RNA, 2606 nt
Organism: Balearica regulorum gibbericeps (East African grey crowned-crane)
Lineage: Eukaryota; Metazoa; Chordata; Aves; Gruiformes; Gruidae
Source: RefSeq, a predicted model, not a curated record